AGGAAAACUCCUAAAGGCGUGGCUUUAUCAUUGCUGAAACAAACACCUGUAACCGAAAACCAUUAAAGGACGCUGCUGGCGGCGUCCAUUCUAAUCUACAAUUGAGGAUUACAAAAUGGUGGAACAAGCACUAGUAGCGAACAGUGCCGUUUCCCCUCAGGCUGGACCUGGCGAGGUGGAAAACUACAUUCCCUCCAAUAUCAACAUGAGGAGAGCUACUCAAAUAAUUGGCCAUCAGCUGGCUCAGAUCGGAGAUGAACUGAACAGUAGGUGGAGGGAGAAGCUCCCCCAGCAACAACUCCUACACUGGCAGGUUUAUCCAAACAUACUGAUUUGGAGAGCCAUCAACAGGAGGAUCAUAGGCAGCCUUCAGUGGUCUAAGAUCAUGCCGAUGGUAAGAGCAUCCAGGCUGGUUCCAGAGCUGCACACACAAGCUUGCCAAGCAACUAUGAAAUGGAUCAAUUGGGUGAAGCCACACUUUCCUCAUUGGUCCUGGAAGACAAAAUACGUUCUCGCUUCUGCUGCCCUGCUGGUAGCUGCAACUGUCUUUAGCGCAACCAAGAUUUAAACCAACAUUCAGAAAAAGGGCCAAGAGCAGGUCUUUGGUGGAUCUACGAGUGGGUCAAGAAGGAUAAAACGUGUUCAUUUUUAUAUAAUUUUGUAUGAUUGUUUUCUACCUGAUUGCAACUUGAGUGCUGGUUCACAUGAUUUUUGUAAGUUGUCGGAUGCCGUUGUUGGUUUACAGUAGGGUCUGUUGCUGGUUAAUUGGGCCAUAUUCAUUCUCUUACCUCUUCCUGUAAAAGAACUGCUCAACUAUUAUAGGAAGCUGGACUUUCAAUUUGAUGUCUUCACUGCAAAGCUAAUAAUAAUAAUAAUUAUAAUAAUAAAAAUGUUAUUGGAUUGAA
Molecule: messenger RNA, 905 nt
Organism: Neoarius graeffei (lesser salmon catfish)
Lineage: Eukaryota; Metazoa; Chordata; Actinopteri; Siluriformes; Ariidae
Gene: bik
Product: BCL2 interacting killer
Exons: 6
Coding region: 116-568 (150 amino acids)
Biological process (GO): regulation of apoptotic process
Source: RefSeq, a predicted model, not a curated record